CAUUAACUUCAACAGAGGCCUCUCUGGUGUCCAACAGCAGUGUUACAUGUCCUGGAGAGGCAGUUCUGUUCACAUGCUCUGUGCCUGGUGAUAUGUCUAGUGUACUGAGAUGGCAAGUCGAUCCUCCAGCAGAGUCUGGGUUAAUGACUAUGCAAAGUACACUCUUCCUUGGUUCUCUAGUCGGUCGAAGGGACACAUUUGGAUUUGGAGUGAUCAUGUUUGAGGCUGUUCUUGUGAGCAGUGACGGAGUAAACCUGACUUCUACUCUCAUCAACCUCAGUGAAGUGUCUGUACUGGAUGGAAGCAUUGUCACCUGUACUUUAAAUGGUCUUACAGUUGUUGAACUACAGCAGACAAUAUUGGUUGCUGGUAAUCCAACCUCUCCACUAAACCCAAGAUUAUCCUCCACUCUAAAUCAACCCAGUUCCUCUAAUAUCUCUCUGGACUGGGAGGCUCCCUCCUCUACUGGUGGUGUGUCUAUCAGGUAUGUCCUCAUUAUCUCCCCAACAUCUCUCUCCGGGUCACCAGUCACUGUGGACACCACCUUAGCACAAAUCACUGUCUCCUACAACGUUAUAUACAAUGUGACUAUCAGAGCUGACAACUGUGCUGGAAUGAAUGAAACUAGAAUUGUGAAUCUGAUUGUGUGCCCCACACCGUCUACUGCUGCUAGUGUGACUAUCAUCAACACACCUCCUGUCACUAUUGGUGGAUCCAUGCUCACCUUCACUUGCAGUGGAGACAAUGAAGUGAGAACCUCAACCUGCGGCAGUAGUGGAUGGUCUCCUGACCCUGGGACCUUUGACUGCAGCAGUCCGAUUACAGAUCCCCCAGUCACCUGUGGCUCUCCUGAUGCACCAUCCAGAGGUAGUGUGGACAUCAGUGGUGGGACACCACCCUUCUCACUGGGUUCAGAGGUAACCUAUCGCUGUGACGAGGGACUGUUCCCCCCUAAUGUGAGGACCAGCACAUGCACUGAUGUGGGAGGUAGGGGAGAGUGGGUGGAGAAUCCUGGGAGCUUGAUGUGCAGGGAGAGACCAGGUGAAAUGUAGUUGAUCAGAACAAAAUUUUCCUGCGAAAAAAUAAUUUUUGUCUGCAUGAUCUGUCUACAAUUGUAUUCAAUGGCAGGUCAUAUAAUAUUGGGUGCUCAUGUUGAGCUGAUGAGAUACAAACAUCUGUCAUGUGCUAUAGUCAUAGUAUAAUCAUAUGAUACAGAUAUUUUCUGACCGUCCAUAUCAUUAUAGUCAACUGCACUGUACCUGUUGAGCCCUGCACAACGGUGCUAUAGUGGACCAUGAGAGGUUGAACAAGACAGUGUUGGAGGGAACAGUGCUGACUUACCAUAUGCAGUGUGACAAUCGACUUUCAUUGACUGGACCCAACACCAUUACUUGCACUAAUGCUGGAGUCUGGAGCACUGAGCCUGAGGCAAUCAUGUGUGUACUUAUGCAUGACUGAAGGUGAUAUACAAUUAUAUAUAGAUGAGCUUUGUAAUUGUUCGCUAUUUAUAUACUACCGGUAUCUCAUCUAACAGUUUCUACUGUCGCUUCCUUGUCCACUUCUGCAACUGUCGCUAUCAGUGUGGUCAUCACUUUCAUUGUCACUCUAGUCAUUGGGUUCCUCACUGGACUGCUGGUGAUGCAUCUUUUCUCUCGUAAGAAAGCAGUGUACUUCCCAGCAACUGAAGGACAAUCUAAUGUACGACCUACUGCACCAAAUGGUCCUGUUUAUGAGGAGGUGUCACCCAAAGAGGAGAUUGAACUCAACACAAACCAAGCAUACGGACCAGUAGGACUGUGAAACUCAUUCACUUUAGUAUUCAACGAGUUAUAAUUAAUUGCUAUCAUUCUGGCAUUUCGUUUGUUUUACAGACUAUCAUGAUAGACGCUAUAGUGUUUUAUCCUUCGUAUAAUUAUUAUAAUUAUAUAUAUAACCUAUACGUAGAGAUUGUCUCAAUAUAAUAAUUUAUUUUGCAUUCCCUAAUACAGGCAGGAGGUCAUUUUUUGCUGUAAAUUGUCAUUAUUAUAACGUGGUGUUUUUGACUUCCUCAA
This is a messenger RNA of Halichondria panicea, 2051 nucleotides long. RefSeq lists its product as uncharacterized. The transcript is spliced from 4 exons. NCBI's taxonomy places the organism in Eukaryota, Metazoa, Porifera, Demospongiae, Suberitida, Halichondriidae. Gene Ontology annotation, molecular function: protein binding. Bases 93 to 1052 code for a protein of 319 amino acids. The record is from RefSeq and is a predicted model, not a curated record.